AUGACUAAAUGUGAUAUCUGCAACAAAGUUAUAACCACCAAGGUACCUGGACUGGAAUGUAGAUCCUGUAGCAAGGUGAUUCAUGCUAGUAAAGCUUGCUGUGGUCUAAACGCGAAGCAACUUUCAGCGCUUCGUAAUGCGGAUAGACUAGACUGGACAUGUGACGAAUGCCAUCAAAAUACACCUAACAGAAAAUCAUCCUUUAUUAUACCGGAAGAAGAUAAUGAAGAUGAUGAUGUCGUGGUCUCUGACAAAAACUCAGGCAACUAUGUGAUAGACACAGAGAAGUUUUUAAAGGAAAUCACAGCAGAAAUGUAA
Parnassius mnemosyne (clouded apollo) is the source of this 318-nucleotide messenger RNA. NCBI's taxonomy places the organism in Eukaryota, Metazoa, Arthropoda, Insecta, Lepidoptera, Papilionidae. The record is from the annotation of a GenBank genome assembly.